Messenger RNA from Adineta steineri, 978 nucleotides. The record is from the annotation of a GenBank genome assembly. NCBI's taxonomy places the organism in Eukaryota, Metazoa, Rotifera, Eurotatoria, Adinetida, Adinetidae.
AUGACCGGUCGAAAAGCACCAACAACAACAGCUGCCGCACCAGCAAAAACAGCUGCAACAAAAACCGGAACAACAACUGGUCGAGUUAUAAAGAAAGAUAAAUCAAAAAAUGUUAUGCGAGAUUUACGUAUUAGAAAAUUAUGUUUAAACAUUUGUGUUGGAGAAUCUGGUGAUCGUCUCACACGUGCAUCAAAAGUACUCGAACAAUUAACUGGUCAAACACCAGUUUUUUCAAAAGCUCGUUAUACCGUUCGAUCAUUCGGCAUUCGUCGUAAUGAAAAAAUCGGUGUAUUUUGUACCGUACGUGGUGAAAAAGCCAAAGAAAUUUUAGAAAAAGGUCUUAAAGUUAAAGAAUACGAAUUACACAAACAUAACUUUAGUGAAAUGGGUAAUUUUGGCUUUGGUAUCCAAGAACAUAUCGAUUUAGGUAUUAAAUAUGAUCCAUCCAUUGGUAUUUAUGGUAUGGAUUUUUAUGUUGUACUCGGUCGCGCCGGUUUCGAUAUUGACGAAGCUAUAAAAUGGUUUCAACAAACAUAUGAAGGUGUUAUUAUGCCAGGUGGUAAACCUAAGAAAUCGGGUGGUGGUCAUCACAAAAAGGGUCUGGGAUUUUGGGUAUUACUUAUUACACUGUUAGUCGAUCGCCCACCUACACUUGAAUAUAUUUUUUCCUAUGAAAUAUUUAAUGUAUCUAAUUGGAAUGGUAGAUUAUUUAGCAGUGUAUUUCUUCUCAAUGCUUUAACAAGUGGUUUAGCAAUUGUUUAUAUAGUUGGUCGAUAUAAACAAUGUCUAGAUUUUUCAAUAACAAUCCAUGUAUAUCAUUUUAUCGCUUGUUGGAUAUAUAAUUCUCAAUCUCCCCGUUUAUUUUCUUGGUAUGUUACACAAUUUUUCUCCAUUGUUAUUAUGACAAUAUUAUCGGAACAUCUUUCCAAAAAAUACGAACUUCGAAAUAUACCCCUUGCAUCACGUGUUGAUCUUUAA